Molecule: messenger RNA, 2611 nt
Organism: Drosophila willistoni
Lineage: Eukaryota; Metazoa; Arthropoda; Insecta; Diptera; Drosophilidae
Product: ankyrin repeat domain-containing protein 29
Exons: 5
Coding region: 624-1616 (330 amino acids)
Cellular component (GO): cytoplasm; nucleus
Molecular function (GO): protein binding
Source: RefSeq, a predicted model, not a curated record
GUUAUGCACGGCAUAAUUAAAAACAAAGAACAAACUAUAAAUUAAACCGUUUAAAGAAAUCGAAAUCUGUUUUCAUAAACCUGCUCUAAACAAAAAAAUACCGUCGGUAAACAUUUGAUGGCUAUAAAUUUUAUAGCCCGAAAGGGAAAAUUGCAAAAUUACUUAGUGCUCAUUCAUAAUUUAUAAUCAAGAGGCACACAUACACACAUACAAAGUCCUGUGCACUAGGCCAUCAAAGUUGCUUUGACUUUCGAACUGGACUUCAAUUCGUUGUGGAUGGCUCCAAUGAUGGCUUCUAAUGCAUUUGUUGUUCUUGUUGCUGCUGUGAUUUUGAUUGGUGCCACUUACUGAGCUUGUUGUUACUAUUCUUGUUGUUGUUAUUGUUGUUCUUGUUGCACUGUUACCCAGAAGAAGUUCUUGUUGCAUAGUUAGCUUCAAGAUUGGAGGAGCAAGACGUUACACUUUGAAAAUCGGUCACUGGAAACGGGCUUGUAAGCAUCACUAGCAAUAAAUACAGCAACAACAAAAACAACACAGCAGAAACAGGUGCAAAACACUGGCCAAGUGAAGGUGGGAGAGGGAUAGCAGUUGAUGGUACAGGCUGUCCAACUAGGAGAGAAAACAUGUCACUAAAGAAGGAGACGCCCUCCGAUGUGCAGUUGCACAUGGCGGCCAUGCGGGGCGAUGAGUUGGCUAUGCUCAAAGUGCUAGACAGUGGCAAAGUUCAUGUGGAUUGCAAAGAUGAGGAUGGAACAACACCGCUUAUACUAGCCGCUGCCGGCGGCCAUACGCAUUGUGUAUUAGAAUUACUUGACCAGGGAGCUGAUCCAAAUUCACGACGCUUGACUGGUACCACACCGAUGUUUUUUGCCGCACAAGGUGGACACCUGGAGGUGGUUAGGAUUUUAAUAAAGGCUGGAGCAGGUGUGGAUACACCCUCUGUGGAUGGGGGAACACCGCUCUUUGUUGCGGCCCAGGGAGGCCAUGUGAAAAUUGUUAGAGAACUGUUGGAUUGUAGAACCGAUGUCAAUGCCCGUAUGAAGGAUCGUGCAACCCCUGUCUUUAUAGCCGCUCAAAAUGGACAUCGAACAGUGCUAUCAUUACUGAUACAGGCCGAGGCAGAAACCGAUAUCAAACGCAUUGAUGGUGCCACUCCCUUAUGGAUUGCUGCACAAAUGGGUCACGAUCAUAUCUGUAAAGUUUUACUUCAAAACGGAGCCAAUAUUGAUGCAGUGCGUUGUGAUGGAGCGACACCGCUAUUCAAAGCAGCCCACAAGGGACACGCGGCUGUGAUCACAGUAUUGCUGAAAUAUCGGCCAAAUUUAGGUGUAUUACCCAACGGAGAGACAGCGUUGCAUGCGGCUGCCAUGUUUGGACACUUGGCAGUGUGCAAACAGUUGGUGGCAGCUGGCAGUGAUGUUCUAGUAAAGAAUCAGGACGGUUUCACAGCAUUGCAGUUGGCCCACCAACAGAAAUUCACCUCCAUCUGUGAUUAUCUGCAGGACCGAAUACGUAAGCUGAUUGCAAGAAAUUCGAUGGCCGUGCCAUCGGCUCCAAAGACAUCCAACGACAAUGGCAACCCGGCAGCCACGGCAACGACAACAAUGUCGGCGUAAGGCAUAACCCCGACCAUUCAAAACUUACUAUAUAUAAACUAUAUAUAUACAUAUAUACAAUAUAUCGGAAAGUGCGAUCCAAAUGGUAAAAAGUUAGGCUAUCGAAUGUUUAAUUGAUAUUUAAUGAGUAAUUAGAUGUUCCUUUAUAAUAAUUAAAUAUCGAUAUCUAUCAGCGAGUUAAUAUAUAUUCCAAUGUUCAACUUUAGCAUAAAAUUGUAAAUUUCAACAUUAGCUUAGCCAGUUCAAUGGUUAUUUGUCGAAUAUCAGAAAUGAAAGCUAUAUUCGUUCAUGUUUGAAAUACUCCUAAACAUCUUUUAAACGGUUUCGUUAUGCCAUAUAUGAUCGCAGUAUCUGAUAUAUGUAUAUACAUAUAUAUAUAUAAUUUAUAAUUGACCAUGCCUCCAAAGUACCUUUAUGCACAAUACGUUGGCCUUUGUUGUUUAUGUUUAACCAAUAAGAUAUAGUGUUUAUAUUUGAACAAAUUUGACAUUAGUUCAUUCGAUUCAUUCACUAAAUAAAUAUUGUAGCAGAGCUCCCAAUCCAAAAGAUAAACCACUAAAUAGAGAGAGAGAAAAAAAAAAAAACAAAAAAACACGUCCAAGCUAAUCAAAAUGGCUAACCCUAAGAAUUCUACAUAGAGAAGAAACAAAAAAAUAUAAAUCUAUACAUACAUAUAAAAAACUCAAGAUAUAUAUUAGAUAUAACCGAUCACUUAUCUAUACGACGAAGGAAGAAACUUGGAGCUUGUAUUUGAAUUUAUUAUAAACAUAUUUAAUGUGAAACAAAACUGUUAACAUAUUAUAUGUAUUAGCCCCUACCUCCCCAUCCCCCAUGACCAUGUACAUAUAUAGACAUAUAAAUAAGAUCCCGCCCCCAAUACCUUGUUGAACCAUAAGCAAUUGUUAUCAAGUGCUUUAAGCUGUCUAACUUACAAUUAGUCUCUACUUUGUAUUCUAUGUUAAAUUUUCUUUAUUACCUAUUUCUGAUUUCAAAUU